Molecule: messenger RNA, 2064 nt
Organism: Penicillium robsamsonii
Lineage: Eukaryota; Fungi; Ascomycota; Eurotiomycetes; Eurotiales; Aspergillaceae
Product: Zn(II)2Cys6 transcription factor
Exons: 4
Coding region: 1-2064 (687 amino acids)
Biological process (GO): regulation of transcription by RNA polymerase II; DNA-templated transcription
Cellular component (GO): chromatin
Molecular function (GO): zinc ion binding; RNA polymerase II cis-regulatory region sequence-specific DNA binding; DNA-binding transcription factor activity, RNA polymerase II-specific
Source: RefSeq, a predicted model, not a curated record
AUGUGUCAAGUAUCCGGCCACGCACCGAUAGCAUUCGUCCACGCGCCGACCACGCUCCGACCUUCGUCGCCGCCCCCCCUUUCCUUUUUCUUCUCACUCAGCUGUUGUGACAAAACAAAGGCUGCUUUCAACGUCAUGUUUCAAUGUACCCUAUGCGAUAAGGCCUAUCAGAGGAAGACUCAUUUAAUUCGUCAUCAAGUGACUCAUACACAGCAGCUCUCGUCCAGCUGCCCUUUGUGCAGAAAAGCAUUUCUAAAGCCGUGUGUAAUUGAGGUCACACGAAGACAUAUCAAAACCUGCGCAAAAAAGUUCAACCAACCUGCACCUCCUGCAGCCAAGCCAGGCAGGAAAAGGCAUUCUUGUGAGCUCUGCUUCUUUGCCAAGGCAUCUUGUGACCGGAAUCGACCAUGCUCUCGCUGUCGCUCCCUUGGACGACAAUGCACCUUCGUGGCCCAAGAGAUACCGUCCCGGGAUCCCAGUUGCUCUGCAGUAGCCUCACUCUCGCCUUCUAUAGUCACAUCCCGAGUCAGCUCGAGAGACAGUGGAUCAUUUUCUUUUCUCCGACAUUUUGCCAAUCCAUCUUUCCAGGAGGACAGGCUGGCGAUCGGGGAGACUGCAAAGUGUUCUGUUCGAAGAAAUCUUGAGACACUCAAUUCCCAUAUCGAAGAUGCCCUCGUUCCCACUGAUCCCAUAUCCGCUUUAGAUGAAGAUUUUCAACUUACAAGUUUCCCUUUCCAAGUACCCUCGACUCUGCCCUUUUUUACAGAUGAUUUACUUCAGUGCUCCCCUGGUACGCUCUUCCCUUCGAAGCUUUCCAACCAAUUAUCCGAGAUUAUGACGGAGUUGGUCGAGACUUCAAAGUCAAUGGGCCUCGGAGGCACAGGAAUGCUAAGCCCGCUUGAUUUUAUGGAACUUUCUACUCUUUUAGGAGUUUCCAAUAUCUCUGCUUCUAUCUCUGCGUUCUUCCACUCUCUUCACUGGCAUCUACCGGUGGUGCAUUUUCCAACCUUCGACCCAGGAAACAUCUCCAAUUCUCUUUUACUCUCAAUAUUUUUAUCCGGUGCCACAUACACUAUUCCAUUGGAUGGAGGGACCCUCCCCUCCGGUCUCUUGGACGUCGCAGAAGAGUAUAUAUUUCGAAAAAUUGUGGAUCUAUCACCACUCGCUUUGCCGAAAGACCAAUCGCAUCUACUAUCAAGUGUACAGCUAAUACAGAGUGCUCUUAUUAUCGAGAUGCUUCAAUUUGGACAAGAUAAUAUGCAAACAAGGCGUCGCAUUCGCAUAGUUCGACAUCCGUGUUUGGUAUCCACCAUACGAUCCCUAGGCAUUUUUCAGCUCAAGCGAGGAAGUGCUCCCACCGUUUGUGAAGAUAGAACUUGGAGAAAUUUAGUAGCAGAGGAAGUGUGCAUACGAAUCGCUUGUUGGGUCUUUCUAGCCGAUGGAUUCCUCACAGUCUGCUUCAAAAACCACCCAUCUAUAUCGGUUUUUGAGAUGGACUGUGAUUUCCCCUGGAGUGCCAAGUUAUGGGAAGCCGAAAGUGCAUCUUCUUUCAGCAGGAUUGCCAUGUCGUACUCAACGGAGCUCCCACUUCCGCCCCUGAAAGACGUGGUCACACAAUUACUUGAAACUCCUCUAGGUAAUGACCCAAUACCAUGGGGUCUUUCGGUAUCAGUGGAGCAUCUCCUGAUUCUGAUUUAUGGUAUGUUGACGACCGAACUCAGGAAGUCGAUUGAAUUGCUAAAAGAAAUACCCACAACAGCAAUUAACUCCCUCGCCUUCCAGGCAAGAUCGGGCUUGUUAAGAUAUUUAUCGCUCGAUAGAAUACGCUGUGCGUCUGGGAAUUGGAGGCGGAUCUGGGAUUCUGUCAUUGGUCUCCUAGACAAGGAUCAAUUGCUUCAUCUUGGGUAUCCGAAACAUGCUCAGGAGCUGUGGUGGUUGUUGAAUGCGACGGUGGAUGCUACUGGCAGACCUGAUGUCAGCCUUCGGUAUAUGGAUAACACUGCUACUGAUGACUUGGGGAAUUUGAAUGAAUUCAUUCAAUGGUGUCACCAAGUUCCGCCAUAG